CUUAUUUUCUAAAGUACUCUUAUAAGAAAAGAUGUAUUUGUAAAAAUGGUUUCCUGUGUCAUGUAUCUGUGCAAUCAGAGUUGAAUUUUAAACUAUUCUUGUAAAAUCUAGUUAUUUUGAAAGAUUUAUAUAAUGAAUUCUGGCUAUCUGACCAAUAAAACCUAAUGAAACAAAAAAAUAAAAAGACAGUGGAAAUGAUAAAGCUGAACAAGCAAAUUAAAGCUCAAAUCCAGCAAAACCACUAAUGCAGGAAAUCAGGCAGUUAGUCAGUGAAAAGUUACAUGUCCAGGCUGAAAAUAAAUUCUUGAUGGAAUACCUGACCAACAAAACCAAGGAAUACAGAAGGCAACUUGAGGAGUUGUGAAACAACUACAUACAAGAAAGUGGAUAGAUUGAAUGAAGGAGACAAGAAUUAGCCUCCAAAUACACAAAACAAACUUAAGAGCUUAAAACACUCUUGCAGAAAGAACAGAUCUAAUCCAAUAUGAACCAGCAGUUGCAGGCAAUGAGGGAUAUAUCACUAUUAAAGGAAAAACGAGAGAUAAAUUUAGAUUACAAGGAGAAAAAGAAAACCCAAGAGGAGACAGCUGCAAAGCCACAGGAAAUCCAAGCCCAGUUCCUUCAGGCAAGAACAUUACUGGAAAGACAACUGAGUGAGCCAGACAUUAGGCUGUUGGGAAGAAAAACAAAGGAGCUUAAAAGGAAGGCCCAGACCUUGGAAGUGGUUGCAGAGAAACAUAGUUCUGAGUUCUACCAAGGCAUCUGCAGAGAACCAACUAUUACAGAAAGAAUAAUUAUCAAUCUCAGUAAUGCCAGGAGUUGCAGACUGCUCAAAGCCUGUUAA
Messenger RNA from Molossus molossus (Pallas's mastiff bat), 844 nucleotides. RefSeq names its product coiled-coil domain containing 121 (gene CCDC121). Lineage: Eukaryota; Metazoa; Chordata; Mammalia; Chiroptera; Molossidae. The record is from RefSeq and is a predicted model, not a curated record.